AUGGAAGCAGAAAUCACAGCUCCCUUGCUGAAAGGGAGCCAUGAGCAAAGGAAUGUGGAUAACGUCUCGAAACUGAAAAAGAAGGGAAGCCCAUUCCGCGUAAAGCCCGGAUUUCCAAUAGUCCCGGAGCUGAGCAGAGGCUCAGCUGGACGCCGCCGCCGCCGCCGCCGCCGCGGCUGGUACCCGGACUUGGACCCACGCUUUUUCUCCCCCUUUCGGGAGGAGGGAGGUGAGGGACUUGCAGGAAAGAGUUGCACCAGCUCUAGGAACCUGCAGAGAGGAGAACUCCGGGCUCAACAGAAUUCACCAAAAAUCCAUGAAGGCUGGUGGGCGUACAAGGAGGUGGUCCAGGGAAGCUUUGUUCCAGUUCCUUCUUUCUGGGGAUUGGUGAACUCAGCUUGGAAUCUUUGCUCUGUGGGGAAACGGCAGUCACCGGUCAACAUAGAGACCAGUCACAUGAUCUUCGACCCCUUUCUGACGCCUCUCCGCAUCAACACUGGGGGGAGGAAGGUCAGUGGGACCAUGUACAACACUGGGAGACAUGUGUCCCUGCGCCUGGACAAGGAGCACUUGGUCAACAUCUCAGGAGGGCCCAUGACAUACAGCCAUCGGCUGGAGGAAAUACGGCUCCACUUUGGGAGUGAGGACAGCCAAGGGUCGGAGCACCUCCUCAAUGGACAAGCCUUCUCUGGGGAGGUAGGUGGGGUUGUUGCAGUACUAAGGUUAAGUGCUAAUUAAUGAGAUUUGGCGCCUGUGUAUAUACAUGGUAGGAUGACAAAAUAAAAGAUU
Messenger RNA from Hipposideros armiger (great roundleaf bat), 789 nucleotides. Its product is annotated as carbonic anhydrase-related protein 10-like. Gene Ontology annotation, biological process: one-carbon metabolic process. Gene Ontology annotation, molecular function: zinc ion binding; carbonate dehydratase activity. Bases 1 to 738 code for a protein of 245 amino acids. The transcript has 5 exons. The record is from RefSeq and is a predicted model, not a curated record. NCBI's taxonomy places the organism in Eukaryota, Metazoa, Chordata, Mammalia, Chiroptera, Hipposideridae.